This is a messenger RNA of Cladophialophora carrionii CBS 160.54, 156 nucleotides long. RefSeq lists its product as uncharacterized. Bases 1 to 156 code for a protein of 51 amino acids. The transcript has a single exon. NCBI's taxonomy places the organism in Eukaryota, Fungi, Ascomycota, Eurotiomycetes, Chaetothyriales, Herpotrichiellaceae. The record is from RefSeq and is a predicted model, not a curated record.
AUGACCUCGACCUCUUCUUCCACUGCUGGAUCCGUCCGCACUGUCCCGCCUGCCUCUCUGCAUCAAACCCAUACCCUUGCUCCUGGUGCGCAACAUCGCAAACCUGCGUGCCAAACACCAUCUUCCCUUACCCGUUCGGGAUCCUUGCACCGAUAA